CUCGUCUCCGAAACGCCAUGUUCAACUCGAUGACCCCACCACCAGUCAGUAGCUAUGGCGAGUCCUGCUGUCUCCGUCCCCUCCCCAAUCAGGGAGUCCCCACCAUGGGGACAGAAGGACUCUCUGCUCUGCCCUUCUGCCACCAGGCCAACCUCAUGCCUGGCCCCCACAGUUAUGGGCCAGCCAGAGAGACCAACAGCUGCGGUGAGGCCCCCCUCUUUCCUCCUUCCCGGAGUGCAGUCAAAUUGACCAAGAAGCGGGCACUGUCCAUCUCUCCUCUGUCUGACACCAGCCUGGACCUGCAGACCGUUAUCCGCACAUCACCCAGCUCCCUCGUAGCCUUCAUCAACUCACGCUGUGCAUCUCCAGGGGGAUCCUAUGGUCACCUCUCCAUCGGCACCAUGAGCCCAUCUCUGGGAUUCCCACCCCAGAUGAACCACCAAAAAGGAACUUCGCCUUCCUUCGGGGUCCAGUCCUGUGGUCCCCAUGACCCCACCCAGGGCGGCAUGAUGUCACAUGCUCAGUCCCGGGGACCCCUCCCAACUUGCCAGCUGAAGUCUGAGCUGGAUAUGCUGGUGAGCAAGUGCCCGGAGGAGGCCCUGGAGGGGGACAUGUCCAGCCCCACCUCCACAGGCACACAGGACCCGCUGCUGGGGAUGCUGGAAGGGCGGGAGGAGCUGGAGCGAGAGGAGAAGCCCGAGCCCGAGUCCGUGUACGAGACCGACUGCCGCUGGGAUGGCUGCAACCAGGAGUUCGACUCCCAGGAGCAGCUGGUGCACCACAUCAACAGCGAGCACAUCCACGGGGAGCGGAAGGAGUUCGUGUGCCACUGGGGUGGCUGCUCGAGGGAGCUGAGGCCCUUCAAAGCGCAGUACAUGCUGGUGGUCCACAUGCGCAGACACACAGGGGAAAAGCCACACAAGUGCACGUUUGAGGGGUGCCGGAAGUCAUACUCCCGCCUGGAAAAUCUGAAGACACACCUGCGGUCACACACGGGGGAGAAGCCAUACAUGUGUGAGCAUGAGGGCUGCAGCAAAGCCUUCAGCAACGCCAGUGACCGAGCCAAGCACCAGAACCGGACCCACUCCAAUGAGAAACCCUACGUGUGCAAGCUCCCUGGCUGCACCAAGCGCUACACAGACCCCAGCUCGCUCCGCAAACACGUCAAGACAGUGCAUGGGCCUGAUGCCCACGUGACCAAGCGGCACCGAGGAGAUGGUCCCCUGCCCCGGGCACCGUCCCUUCCCACGGUGGAACCCAAGAGGGAACGCGAUGGAGGCUCUAUUCGGGAGGAAAGCAGACUGGCAGUGCCGGAAGGGGCCAUGAAGCCACAGCCUAGUCCCGGAGCCCAGUCUUCCUGCAGCAGUGACCACUCUCCAGCGGGCAGCGCAGCCAAUACAGACAGCGGAGUGGAAAUGACCGGAAACGCGGGGGGCAGCACGGAGGACCUGUCCAGCCUGGACGAGGGGCCUUGCAUGACUGGCAACGGACUGUCCACUCUUCGUCGCCUCGAGAACCUCAGGCUGGACCAGCUCCACCAACUCCGGCCAGUGGGGCCCCGGGGUCUCAAACUGCCCAGUCUGACCCACACGGGCACCCCCGUGUCCCGCCGGCUGGGCCCCCCAGCCUCCCUGGACCGUCGCAGCAGUAGCUCCAGCAGCGUCAGCUCUGCCUACACCGUUAGCCGCCGUUCGUCCUUGGCCUCGCCUUUCCCGCCGGGCUCCCCGACAGAGAAUGGGCUCUCCUCUCUGCCUGGCCUCACCCCUGCCCAGCACUACCUGCUCCGGGCCCGCUAUGCAUCAGCCAGGGGAGGCGGGACCCCACCCACAGCAGCACCCAGCCUGGAUCGGAUGGGGGGUCUUCCUGCCCCUCCCUGGAGAAGCCGAGCUGAGUACCCAGGGUACAACCCCAACAUGGGUGUCACCCGGAGGGCCAGUGACCCAGCCCGGGCUGCUGACCGCCCUGCCCCCGCCCGAGUCCAGCGGUUCAAGAGCUUGGGAUGCGUCCACACAACCCCUAAUAUGGCAGCAGGGGGACGGAAUUUUGAUCCGCAACUUCCAACCUCUGUCUACUCGCCACAGCCCCCCAGUAUCUCUGAGAAUGUCACCAUGGAUAGCCGAGGGCUGCGGGAGGAGUCAGGGGCUGCAGCCUCGAUGAUGGGGAGUCUAAACCCCUACGUGGACUUCCCACCCACUGAUCCCCUGGGGUACAGGGGACCUGAGGGGGCAGCGGCUGAGCCUUAUGGAGCUAGGGGUCCAAGUUCCCUGCCCGUGGGGCCCGGCCCACCCACCAGCUAUGGCCCCAGUCCCUGUCCCCAGCAGCUCCCCUAUCCUGACCCCACCCCAGAAACAUGGGGUGACUUCCCUUCCCACCCUGGGCUGUACCCAGGCCCCAAGGCUGCCACAGGCGCCUACAGCCAGUGUCCCCGUCUUGAACAUUACGGACAGGUACAGGUCAAGCCCGAACAGGGAUGUCCAGCAGGCUCUGAUACCACCGCACUGGCACCCUGCCUCAAUGCCCAUCCUGGAGAGGGCCCUCCACACCCACAGCCUCUAUUCUCCCACUACCCACAGCCGCCCCCUCCGCAGUAUCCCCAGUCAGGCCCCUACCCCCAACCCCCUCCUGAAUAUCUUCCUUCUGAACCCAGGCCGGGGCUGGAUUUCGAGUGUCCCGCUCAGUCCACGGGCCAGCUCAAGGCCCAGCUUGUGUGCAACUAUGUCCAGUCACAACAAGAGCUGCUGUGGGAAGGGGGAGGCCGGGGAGAUCCCUCAGUCCAGGAGCCUCUCUACCAGAAUCCCAAGUUUCUGGGGGGCUCCCAGAUUAGCCCCAGCCCUGCCAAGGCCCCAGUGGCCACCUAUGGACCUUCCUUUGCCCCUGGCUUGCCCAACCACAAGGCGGGCUCCUAUCCUGCCCCUUCAGCGUGCCAUGAAAAUUUUACAGCGGGAGCAAACAAGGCUUCCCACAGGGCUGUGCCCCCACCCCGACUUCUGCCCCCACUGCCCACUUGCUAUGGUCCCCUGAAGGCUGGGGGCACCAAUCCUAGCUGUGGCCAUCCAGAGGUGGGCAGGCCGGGGGCGGGCCCUGCUCUGUACCCGCCUCCGGAAGGACAAGUUUGUAACCCCUUGGACUCUCUGGACCUUGACAACACUCAGCUGGACUUUGUGGCUAUUUUGGAUGAGGCCCCAGGACUGAGUCCUCCCCAUUCCCAUGACCCAGGGGACAGCUCUGAGCACACCCCUCCUCCCCCUGGGGCCCCCAACAUGGCCGUGGGCAACAUGAGUGUCUUAUUGGGAUCCCUGCCCGGAGAGACACAAUUCCUCAAUUCCAAUGCCUAGGAAGUGGGGGAACCCCACCCAUCACAGACUGACUUUUCUCGCAAGGGGGUUCCACAAGCCCAGAGA
Molecule: messenger RNA, 3401 nt
Organism: Sorex fumeus (smoky shrew)
Lineage: Eukaryota; Metazoa; Chordata; Mammalia; Eulipotyphla; Soricidae
Gene: GLI1
Product: GLI family zinc finger 1
Exons: 11
Coding region: 18-3335 (1105 amino acids)
Biological process (GO): smoothened signaling pathway; regulation of transcription by RNA polymerase II
Cellular component (GO): nucleus
Molecular function (GO): DNA-binding transcription factor activity, RNA polymerase II-specific; RNA polymerase II cis-regulatory region sequence-specific DNA binding
Source: RefSeq, a predicted model, not a curated record